Molecule: messenger RNA, 5117 nt
Organism: Paramormyrops kingsleyae
Lineage: Eukaryota; Metazoa; Chordata; Actinopteri; Osteoglossiformes; Mormyridae
Product: neuronal pentraxin-2-like
Source: RefSeq, a predicted model, not a curated record
UGGAAACGAAACGUACUGGGAGUAAGUGGUUCUUGCUGUGCAAUACGAUUGCUGAAGGCAUUCUGACACAUUUCUGCACAAUAUGGGUUUGGCAUAUUGGAAUCUUCCUGCGGGAUGAAAUAUUAAUGUUUAUUUUACAGCGGAAUUUAAGCAGCUGGGGAGGGAGUCUGUGAGGCAGAUACUUGCACAACAGCUGGUGCCUCAACAAAUUUCAGCAGGGGCACCAGUGACACCAAUGUGCAUUUUAAGCCCUUAUAAUAAUGGAAUCAUGUAAAAUCAUUUUUCCUUUUUAUUGCCCAUCUUGAAUAAUGUAUCCAAAAAGACAGUAUUUUUCAUUAUCCAUGCACAUACUGCAAUAAAAAGUCAAUAUAAUCUUUUGGGAUAGAUUGAUAUCCUGUCUAUGGUUAAGGGGUUUGUGGCCUUGCUCACACGCCUAACGGGGAUGUGACUAUUGUCGAGAACAGGGUACAAACCAGCAACCUUCUGAUCACAUGUGCAGAGGUCCAACAACCCGAGGCACACAUCAUCCUACAUGUAUAACUACAAGAGACAGGAUAUUUUUGUCUUUCACACCAUACUGUGCAAAUCCUACCCGAUAUACUACAUGAAAAUUUAAAGGAAGUGGAUAUAACGUUGAGCUUCAGUCACGUGAGUCACAGUUGGUAGGAUCUUUUACAUAUAUAUUCCAGAUGUCAAUGCCGGGUCAGCGUGUAACUCCACGGUUAAGUUGAGUCUUAUCCGCAGGCUCCUGAUAAAUCACACAAGUCUUACGCUAUAGUUGUAACCGACACGAUCCACCCGCACGCCAUACGUUCGCACGAGCCGGUGACGUGUUCGCGCCCCAGCCAAUCAGAUGGAGCUGCGUGAUUGUGAUAAAGCGCUGGCGCUGUAGUUUCAGCACCACAGAGCGGACAGCCGCACGGAGCGCUAAUCCCCAACCGGCAGGAUUUAUAUGGAGCACAUUUACGUUUUUUCUUUCCGUGAUAAGUCAGCUUUAUAAGCAGAUAAACCAUAUAAUUUAAGAUAACUGGAAAAUCUGCAGCUUGUAGACAUUUGAAAUAUUCUAAUAGAAUCAUCAUUUCUAAAUAAAUUUCUACACCUCUAAGAAAUCUCUUUUUGAGCUAUUAUUUGAUUGUGGUAGUCUUAAACCCAAUACUAGCUUUAAUGCUUUCUUUAAUUAAAGUCUAGAAGAUAUGAUUUUUAUGAUCCCCUUAAAUUUUAUGCACGUUAAAUAGAAUCCGACAGAUUUAUAAAAUACUUUAUUUUCCACUCUAGUCAUUGGUGCUUUUUCAGCUUUGUCUUGCAUCAAGGACAGUCUACGCGUCGUCAUGCAUUAUUUCUUAGCGGGGUUGCUUUGCUUUUACGCACUUGGCGAUAGGAGACUUGUGCUCUCCCAAGACAUCGCAGGGUCCCGUUUUGUUUGCACGGCAAUCCCGGUCGGUGCGGAUCCAAACUGCGCGGUGCCUCCCAGUACCAUGCAGGGCACGAGUACCCAAGACGAACAUCUUAGGGACACGGUAAUGCAGCUCCGGGAGACGAUCCUGCAGCAAAAAGAGACCAUCGUCAACCAGCAAGGCUCCAUCAAGGAACUGACUUCCAAACUUUCUCGUUGCGAGUCCGAAGCAUCGCCUCAGGACGGGAGAUCGAGAAGUCAGGGCUCCUGGAGGAAGGAUUACAACAAGAACACCAUGGGUGACCUUCCCCGGGACCCUGUCGAGACCAUCGAUCAUCUGGGGAAGACGAUGCAAAGUCUGAAAGCAAGGCUGGAGAACUUAGAGCAGCAGCAGCAGGUGCGCAUGAACAUGUCCGGCGUGUCUGUCCCUAACGACCUCCGGGAGCUGCUGAAACAGAGGCUGGGCGACCUGGAGAAGCAACUUCUGACCAAGGUGGCCUCACUGGAGCAGGACAAGACGCAGCUAUACAAUGAGACGGCUGCCCACCGGCACCGUACAGAGGCUACUCUUAACUCCCUGCUGGAGCGCAUUACUGAGCUGGAGAGGGCACUGACUCAGGUUGCCCCGAGCGACAGCAGACACCGUCACGCCUGGGGUAACUUCGGACUGAAAUCCUCAGAGGAUUUCAAGAUCUCUCUCCCGCUGCGCACAAACUACCUGUACGGCCGCAUCAAGAGCAGCUUGCCGGAGAUGUACGCGUUCACCGUCUGCAUGUGGCUCAAGUCGAGCUCCGGGCCUGGAAUCGGGACCCCCUUCUCUUAUGGGGUCCCGGGGCAGGCCAACGAGAUAGUGCUUAUCGAGUGGGGGAACAACCCCAUAGAGCUGCUGGUGAACGACAAGGUGGCCCAGCUGCCCUUGUCCGUGAGCGAUGGCCGCUGGCACCACGUGUGUGUCACCUGGACGACGAGAGACGGGCUGUGGGAGGCAUACCAGGACGGCGAGAAGCUUGGCUCGGGGGAGAAUUUGGCCCCCUGGCAUCCAAUUAAGCCAGGAGGAGUUAUUAUCCUGGGACAGGAGCAGGAUACCGUAGGCGGACGCUUCGAUGCCACCCAGGCCUUUGUCGGGGAGCUGAGUCAAUUCAACAUGUGGGACCGCGUGUUGCGGCCGGCAGACAUUAUGGGAAUAGCCAACUGCUCAUCUUACAUGCCGGGCAACAUCGUGCCCUGGGUCAGCAGCAACGUGGAGGUCCUCGGCGGAGCCACCAAGGGACCCCUGGAGAUAUGUGAGGACCGUCUCUUUGACUCUUAGAGCUUUGGGGGCUUGGAGGGACGCCAAACCGACCUGACACCCUUCCCCCAGGCCCAGGCUGCACUGCACAAACCCCAAGUGUCUUCUGAGGAAAAAAAAAUGUCCUUUUCUCAAGAAGAGCAAGUGGGAAGUGCUAUGGUGCUCGUUCAAUGCGCUUCAGUGAUUGGUGCAUCUUUGAUGACGGGGUUCAGUGAUUGGUACAUCUCGUAUUAUGGGCUUCAGUGAUUGGUGUGUCUGUCAUGGGGGUGGGUCGGCUUGGUUUGGUUGGGGGUGUAUAUACAGAAGCAUACAUACACUUACAGUGUUUAACUACAUGUGUGUCCUGCUGUCUUUUUUAUUCUGGUUCUUUGCUACAAUUUAUGUCAUGUGACUCAUAAGUUCCACCCAAGCCAAGCAUUGUACAAUCAUGAACUGAUGUUCUGUUGUUUUAUUAUUAUUAUAAAAUACAGGAAUUUGAAUGUCAACUGACGUUUCUGCUGAUAUUCUGAACAAUUGCCCAAGGUCUAAAGUUAUGAACUAAUCAAUGCUUGUUUGUGUUGAGUCUGUGAAGUGACAGGGAGUCAUUCUGUCACUGAGCGAGUGGGUAGCUUCAGACACACCCACCCAGCUCAGCCAGAAGCUCCCUGCAGGCCUGUUCGGCAGGACAGGGGAAAACGCAAGGAAGUUCAGGAUUUGUGUGAAUUCAGCCCCUAUGCAAGUGAGGCAAACUGGAACCAAUCGGACGCUGAAAUGAAGCAACAUCCCAAGGAAACAAUUACUGCGAUGUAUCUACUUUUACAUUAGAAGUAGAUAUCGCCAGAGUCUACUAUAUAUUUUAGGUUUUAUACGCUUAUUUUGACCCAUUGUGCUUUAGAAUAAUAUGGAUGAGGAGAGAAUGAAUCUUUAUGCCGGGGUCUCGAGGGCACGUACGACUCGGGUACGGCUCGGAUACGGUUCGGGUACGGCUCGGAUACGGUUCGGGUACGGUUCAGGUAUGGCUCGGGUACAGUUCGGGUAUGGCUCGGAUACGGUUCGGGUACGGUUCAGGUAUGGCUCGGGUACAGUUCGGGUAUGGCUCGGAUACGGUUCGGGUACGGUUCAGGUAUGGCUCGGGUACAGUUCGGGUACGGCUCGGGUACAGUUCGGGUACGGCUCGGAUACGGUUCGGGUACGGUUCAGGUAUGGCUCGGGUACAGUUCGGGUACGGUUCGGGUACAGCUCGGUUCUCGGUGGUAGUGGAAAAGCGCCAGUAGAAACAGGAGUGACAUUUUUCAGGUGCAGAGGAAGGUCUGUCUCCUUCACCCAUACAAAUCCCCUAGAUCACGUGAUAACUGGACAGUAAUGUUUACAUCGUCUGCGUGCUUAGUGCCAGAUUUUAUGAGCAGAUCUUUGUGUCUAUGUAAUUUAUAUCAGUUUGUGCUGACUUCUGUCUUACACUGGUUCCCAUCUGUGUUGCAGAUAUUUUUGUGCAACAUAUGGUAAUUUUAUGUUUGUGAAAAUGUGAUUAUUUCUAGUUCAGCACUGAAAAAAAAGUUGCAUAUGUUGUGUUUGGGCAGCAUUUGCGUUUGCUAAAAACCCAUUAAAAAGAACACCUUAACGCUCAUGAAUUAAACUGGUCCGCAUCCAGUCCCAGAAAGAUUUAAACCAAAGAGAAGCAUCCCUGUAUUACAAAAGAACAUUCCUUUGGCCAAGCCGGUGGCUGCAGGGUUGCUCAAAAUACCAUUUUUCCUUUGCUAUUGUUGGCUUAUGCAUUCUGAAUUAAAUAAACGCUUAGAAACUUUUACAAUUGCAUCAGCUUCUCUUCCUACGUGAUUUUUCUCUGCACUGCAGGCUUUAAAGCAUGGAGCACUUUUCUAUUGCCUUUUUUAUAUUCUGGCAUCAUUUAUUUUUACAGUUUGUCUGUAGCAUGUGACUAAAGAGGAAGCUCUGCUGACAGCCAGCGCCUCUAACAUCAUCCCCAUGUAGGAAGUGACUUAAUGGAAUGAGACAGUGGAGGUAAACAAAGUGUAGAAACCGGUGUUUUUCACACCAGCAGAGCAUGCAGGAGCACUUUCUCUGUCUGUACAUUACAAAGUUUGCGUACAGUUUUUGUAACGUUUGCAUUUGCUUUCAUUAAAACUGGAAAAUGUGCGUUCUCUGUUCACGGAAACUAAGCGUGAAGAGAAGAGGCGUAUCCUGCGUUCCUCUGUGAUCCCCUGCUGUAAGAGGACUUUAAGGCAGCGUUUUAUAUGGACACUGUAUGGAUUUCUGUGCUGCACCAAAUGUGCUUUCAAAGAUCAAUGGUUCUGCAAACCACUCAUUUUGCCAAUGAGAGAAAUUCAUUGGUGAAUGGGGAUGACAGUCCACCAUUGUUGCUGUUUGUUUGUGAGGAUUGUUUUAUUUUGUGAAUUGUGCAUGUUGAUCCCUCAAACCCAAUAAAUAAACCUAAAUUCCUAA